AUGCCUUUCCACACCACCCCCUCUUUCAUACAAGACCACUUCGAAAUCCUCCGCAUCCGCGCCUCAACAACUGUAGACCCAAGCGCCGUCACUGGAACAACAUGCACCGGUGGCACUGCCACCAUAGUCGCGCACGACCAAAAUGUCGCCGAACUAGGAAUCUGCGGCGGCAUAGCCGGCACGAUCGUCAAAUGCGGUGGUGCCCCAACAUCUACCACGGGAUCGAGCGGAACCGCGCUGUUUACGCUCAAGGCCGUAGAUGCGGGCGCGACUAUUAAUGUUAGUAAGGGCCGUUGGGAGGGCUGUGUGCGUGCAGCGGCUGCGACAUGUCCGACGGGGGGGUUUAGUAGUACGUGUGUGGGGGGUGCGUCGACGGGCAAUGUGGCGUUUACGUUGAGUGCGCAGUAG
Lachnellula hyalina is the source of this 408-nucleotide messenger RNA. RefSeq lists its product as uncharacterized. The record is from RefSeq and is a predicted model, not a curated record. Lineage: Eukaryota; Fungi; Ascomycota; Leotiomycetes; Helotiales; Lachnaceae. Bases 1 to 408 code for a protein of 135 amino acids. The transcript is spliced from 2 exons.